Pelmatolapia mariae (spotted tilapia) is the source of this 4900-nucleotide messenger RNA. RefSeq lists its product as uncharacterized. Gene Ontology annotation, cellular component: nucleus; cytoplasm. Gene Ontology annotation, molecular function: K48-linked polyubiquitin modification-dependent protein binding. Lineage: Eukaryota; Metazoa; Chordata; Actinopteri; Cichliformes; Cichlidae. Bases 115 to 2850 code for a protein of 911 amino acids. The transcript has 17 exons. Gene Ontology annotation, biological process: negative regulation of proteasomal ubiquitin-dependent protein catabolic process; negative regulation of protein ubiquitination; negative regulation of protein K48-linked deubiquitination. The record is from RefSeq and is a predicted model, not a curated record.
UCGUUGCAGCUAGCAUACACAGAGGCUCUCCAAACACACCCGAGGAAGUCAAUAAAGUUGCAAAUGAGCAUCACUUUCACUUUGAUUUCUGCACGGGAACCUUGAAACAACGCCAUGAGUUCCUCUAACCCUGCGACUAUCGGGGAGUUAUUCCUCGUCCUUAGCGAGAUGGGAUUCACAGAAGAGCAGAUACAAGCAGCUAUGCAGGCGGGGCAUUUUUCUGUGGCUGAGGCAGCUGAGUGGCUUGUACAGGGUCAAUACCUGCGACACACGUUGGUCCGGCAGCCUUCACAGCCAGCUGAGACAGCUUUUUCUGCAUUCAACCCACCAAAAGAGGCAGCACACGCUUCAGAGUCUCGCACAUCUCCCACUGACAGCAGAGCGGGUCCUUCAUUGGUGCUAAGGUCACCGCAAUCAUGCUCCCAGGACCCACCACCGCCAGUUGAGUCGCGGAUCAAACCAGACAAAAGUGACUUUGAGGAGAAAGAGAGACAACGCGUCGCUCAGGAAGUCAGAGCAGAGAGAAGGCAGAAGAAACAGGAGCGCGAGUUGGUGCUGAAGCGGAUCGCUGAGGAUCGGAGGAGCCUGCAGGAUAAGAAACAGACCAAUGCUGCAUCAGACACGUCUCCUCCCAGCAGUGAAGGGCAGAAGCUUGGAGGAAAGAUUCAGACAAAUGUGGACAACAACUGCAUCCUCAUGAUUCGACUGCCGUCUGGUGAGUCCAUGCGUGAGCGCUUCCCAGCUGAUGCCCCUCUGCGCAGCGUUGUGGAGCACAUCACCGGACGUCACCCCUCCCUACCCUCCUUUUCUCUCCUUCAGGGUUUCCCACGGAAGCGCUUUGGGGAGGCUGAGCUUGCCUGUUCCCUCCGCUCUCUCGGCCUUACGCCUAACGCUGCACUGUGUAUUCAGACCACUCCUCCAGAGACGCCUCAGGAAACAAGUCCAGCAGGCCACAGUGCUGAGCCGCCUCCUUGUGUUGCGCCUCCUCAGCCUCCUCCUGGCCAGGACAUGGUGGGAGAUCAGGUCCCUGUUAUACCUCCUCCACUACCUAACCAGCUGUGGGAAGAAGCAGUGAAUUAUGCAGGGAUUCCUGGAGUUCCUCCUUUACGGCGUGGAUCUCAUGACUGGGGUCAAGGCCAGAGAUUGGUUCCUGGUGAUGCUGAAGAUCCUCCCAUAGAUGUUGAUAUGGACCAAGAAGGAGAGGAAGAACCGCUUCACAUGCCGAACGGAAUGCCCAGGCUGCCUUUCUUUCCAGAGAACAGGAUGCGAGGAGGAUUUGAGCCCUGGCGCUGGCCAGGGCAAGGAAAUCGACUCAGAGAGGGCCCAGAAGAGGAAGCGGCAGACCCUGAGAAUGCGGGAGGGCCGCUGGCGCCCGCAGCUGCAGGUCAGGCUGCUGUUGAGCGUCUUCAACGAGCCGCACAGCAAGAAGACCGCCACGCCUCCCAAGGACAGCCAUCACCCCCUAAAAGACCCUUCAGAGCACCCAGCGUGCCCUCACUAUGUGCCUUGGCUAUCCGCGCAACGGUCCACCUCAUGACUGCUCCCAGCAUGCAGUACAGCAGCAGUCUAGCAGGUCUGACCCCAGAGCUAGCAGAGCUUCUGCUCAACCACAUGUCUCAUGAGAGGCUGCUGCAUCCACGCACCCUGGAGCUGUUCUUCGGCUGCCCGAUCCAGAAGUUUGUCUUAAAUAGCUACCCGUACUCCACCAAUGAGCUCCUACGGCAGUUGCGGGCCUUCACUGCCCUGAAGCACCUGAGUUUAGUCAACUCACCUCUCAUCACUGACUCUGGCCUAUGUAUCCUGUCCACCCUGGUCAAACUCCAGUACCUCAAUCUGGCCUCCUGUAGUAAGCUGACUGACUCCUGCCUGCAGCAUAUCACAGGUUUGAAGAACUUGUGUUUCCUGUCCCUGGACCAGACCAAAGUGACAGAUGCUGGGAUGGUACUGUACCUCCAGUCAGUGCCGUCCUGCCUCUCUCAGCUAAGCCUGAACCAGACAGCAGUGACUGAAACCACACUAGCUGUGCUCCCCACCUCUGUGCCACAGCUGCGACUUCUCAGCAUCAAACAGACUAAAGUUAAGGAUUUGACGGCUUUAGCAGCGAUGUCCAGCCUGCAGACCCUCAACCUGGAUGGGACAGGUGUGACGGAGGCAUCUCUGGAGCACCUUGCUACCCACCCUGCCCUGACUUCCCUGACUUUGGUGGGAAUCCCUGUAGCAGAUGGCAGUCAUGCCCUUCAGAUCAUCUCAGGUCUGAAGUUGACUCGCAUCACCCUCCCUGGACGCCACUCUGUGACAGACAGCGGGCUGUCAUUCCUCUCCAGACUGACUCUGCUCUCAGAGCUGGACCUGACAGACUACACACAGGUUACAGACCAGGGAGUCAGCCACCUCUCCACCUUGACCAGAUUGAAGAAGCUGUCACUUAGCAACACUCAGGUGACAGAUGCAGGGCUUCCCUCCCUGCGAUGCAUGCAGGAGCUGCAGGAGCUCUGUUUGGAUCGGACUGCAGUCACCAGCAGAGGAGUGGCCGCCCUCAUAACCUGUCUGCCGCACCUUCAGGUGUUGGGGUUAGCCAGCACUCAGGUGGGGGACAACGUGGUGAGGAAAGGUCUGAUCCGCUGCAGUCAGCUUGUUAAACUUAAUCUCAGCCGCACGCGGAUUACAGAUCAUGGUCUAAAGUUCCUGAAACAAAUCCACCUGGCUCAGGUGAACCUGGACGGGACCGGGGUGAGUCUGAUGGGAAUUGCUAGUCUCCUCUCCUGCACCAACAUCAACAGUAUUCGGGCCAGUAACACUCGCAUCCUUUCCCCUGACGACGUCUCAGAUGAGGAGUUGGAAGCCCAGUGAGCAUCACAAGCUUCAGCUGCCCCCAGCCCCUCUUUAAGCCCCUCUGAGAUGCUGCCUCCAGGAUCAUCUGGGCAAAGCAUAAUUGAUGAAACACUCCUCCUACUUGCACUGUUUCAACCGCAGCUAGUGCCACUAAUCUGUCAAUCAUGCGUGCUGAGUUGAAACCUUAAACAGGAGCGUUGUGUUUAACAGCGUUUACAUAUACAGAAUUAAUCACUAUUUAAUACUCUGCAGCCCCAAACGCCACCUGAAAAACUUUAUAGCUUUAUGCGCAGCUUUACAGGUUGGAGCAACCUGUGUUUCUCCAGGGGCCUGUACUACGAAGCAGCUUCAACAUACCCCCGGAUAUAUUUUCCUUAUCUGGCUUCACUUUUUUUUGGCAGCACGGUGGUAAGCACUGUUGCCGCACAGCAAGAAGGUCCUGAGUUCAAUUCCACCAUCAGGCCGGGGUCUUUCUGUGUGGAGUUUGCAUGUUCUCCCCGUGUUUGCGUGGGUUCUCUCCGGGUACUCCGGCUUCCUCCCACCGUCCAAAGACAUGCAGCUUGUGGGGAUAGGUUAAUUGGUUAAUCCAAAUUGCCCAUAGGUGUGAAUGUGUGAGUGAAUGUGAGUGCGAAUGGUUGUCUGUCCCUGUGUGUUGGCGCUGCGACAGACUGGCGACCUGUCCAGGGUGUACCCCGCCUCUUGCCCUAUGACAGCUGGGAUAGGCUCCAGCACCCCCCGCGACCCUGAAAAAGGAUAAGCGAAUGGAUGGAUGGAUGGCUUCACUUUGCCCUGGCAGUCAGGCUAAAUGAUCACAAGGUGGUUGUUAACUGGAGAAGUCCACCCAGGAUGUGUCUGUCUCGACAUAAGCACGUUCACGUGGCUGUGAAAUAUGGAUGGGUGUCCUGGCAGCAGAGUGACAUGUUUUAUGAAGAUGGUAAAAAUGUAAUGCUAGAAGAAUGUGAAGGAAAAAAAAACUACCACACAGCGACUGCAGCCAAAGCAACACUACUAUAUUACUGUAGUUUAGCCCCUCUUAACCCAGGAUGAAAAAAAUGGCUGUAAGUUAGUAAACCUUUCAGUAUUAUAGCUCUGUCAGGUAAGGCCUGCAUCAUGUCACCCCAGUAAGAAGGAAGCACCUUUGUAACCCUGUAGCUUCGUAGUACAGGCAUCAGGUUGGAGCCAAGUGGCAGAAAUAUACUUUAUGCUGGGAAUGUACAACAGCAUGCGAUGACUAACAGACUUUAUCUAAGGUAUUAAAUGAGAAUCUAAACAACAAAUAGCCAGUUAAACCAAAUACGGUUCAAAUGUUUUAGAGGGACAUGAAGGCAGAUAAAUGUCUUCCACUGAUUAUCUGCAUUGAAAUUAACUUUAAUUUUGAAGCUGUAUUCAAGUCAUACUGGAUGUACCACUAGAAGUAAUUGAGGUUUUUUUUUUUUUUAGCUUGACCAUUUGAAAGUAGUAUUUGUAUUGUUAGCAGAUAUCUAUACUGUUAUUACAGGAGUUGUGAUUAUGCAAGAGUUUAAUGAAAAUGAGCCACCAUACAGUGUAGAGUACUGGAAUUAGCCUAAAAAUUGGAUGGCUAAAUUUGACGUGAACACAGCUUUUUAAGUUUAAAAAAAAAAAAAAAAACAUUUAAAAAGGUAAAAUCCACACUGAAGAAGUCAUGGUUUUUAUAACUCAGCUCAGCCUGCAUGGAUGUUAGCUCUCAUCACCUGAAACUAGUUAUUUUAGCUGCAUCCUGGUGAUGCACCGACCUCAGCUUUCUUUUAUAAGUAGCCCUCUUAUUAUCAAUUAUGCUAAUGUUUGGGGGGGGGGGAUUUUUUGGAAAGUUUAGCCAUUUUCUGCUACAUCAGUGAGCCUCAUUCAGUGUAGUGUAAUGGCUGUAAUAUAACAUAUCUAUGCAGCCAUGGGGCUCACUCAGGACUCAAAGCAACUUCUUUAAUCCCUUCAAAGCUUUUUUUCCUGUUUACAGAUAUGUAAAAUAGUUUAUUUUCCUUAAAAGCUUUAGAUUUUUUUGGAUACAAACACUGUAUUCGUUACAAUUAACAAUAAAGUCUUCUCAAAUGAA